Messenger RNA from Argiope bruennichi, 4662 nucleotides. Its product is annotated as A disintegrin and metalloproteinase with thrombospondin motifs 7-like. Gene Ontology annotation, cellular component: extracellular matrix; membrane. The record is from RefSeq and is a predicted model, not a curated record. Gene Ontology annotation, biological process: extracellular matrix organization; proteolysis. Bases 406 to 4485 code for a protein of 1359 amino acids. Lineage: Eukaryota; Metazoa; Arthropoda; Arachnida; Araneae; Araneidae. The transcript has 26 exons. Gene Ontology annotation, molecular function: metalloendopeptidase activity.
GCCACCGGCUAUGAAUUUGUUCUCCGAGAACGAGCAGACGACUUUUCACCUCGGACCGCGAGUUCCUAUUUCUACUUUCAUUCAGCUUGCCGGACCACUUCGCGAAGAAUAGCUUUCUUCGACUCACUCAUUUUCUACAAUUUAUUAUUUAUUAACCAGUGCUCUUCUUCAAAUGAGAAUUCACGAGUUUAUUCGAGCUUUUCACCAACAUACCCGAUUCCAUCCAUUUUAAAAUGAUCGUGACCACUUCUCUGAACCCCUUGUGCUCCGGGCGCAGGUGAUAUUUGCUUUCCAUGAAAAUUUAUGCUCGACGAACGGAGUCGCAUCAAUUGGCAGAUGAUUUCCUCCCUCGCCCGUUCGUCUGGGAAAGAAAAUAAAUAGAAGCGAUCUACUGGACGCAGAGAAAUGGAAUUGCCCUCCGCUGUUUUGAUGACAUUUUUUGUCUUCUGCUAUUUUGUCGACGGCAGUAUUCACAGGAGCAGAAGACAAGCCGAAUUCUUCUCGCAAGAAGUGACGCAUUUCGAUUUAAUUCAGCCUACAAAAGUGACAUCAGACGGACAGUUUUUGACCUACGAUGUUAGACAUCAGACGAAACUUGACCGCAACGGACGUUUCCGUAGGUCCGUGACAGGCGGCGACCACGUGCAUUAUUCAGUGCACCUCGAUGGCGUCCAGAUUCUCUUGAAGCUGAAGCCGAAUCUCCGCCUGUUGAGUCCUGGCAUGGUGGUCGAAAGGAGGGGGAGGCUGACUCGUCUCACGCCCUCCAAGCACCACCGGCGACAUUGCUUCUUCCACGGGAAUAUCGUGAAUAAUGUGAUAGAUUCUCACGCGGCCCUCUCCACUUGCGAAGGUCUGAAAGGCUUGAUCCGAAAAGGUAAUGAGGAGUACUUCAUAGAGCCUUACUUCGCCCAUCCCUUCAAUUCGUCUGCCGGUCAAACGCACGUCAUCUAUAAACGAUCAGCUCUGAGAAGACCGCAGAUCGAGAUGGAAGGCUCUUGUGGAAAUGUAGAUGCCGAUUUCGGACUUUCGUUGCUAGACAGAAAAAGGGAGAGUUCUGCGCCAACGAGAGGGCGCAGCAGGAGGAGGAGGAGGAGGUCAGUCAGCUCAGAGAGGAACGUCGAGACGCUGGUCGUAGCAGACAAAAUGAUGGUGGACUACUAUUCUGAGGAGGACAUCGAAACCUACAUUCUUACGGUCAUGAACAUGGUGUCAUCACUGUACCACGAUGCAAGCAUCGGCAACGCCAUUAAUAUCGUACUAGUCAGAUUGAUUCUCAUUGAAACGGAGGAUCAAGAGAAAGCCGAGGAACUGAGCAUAAGUCAACACGCCGACGAUACUCUUCGCAGUUUUUGCCGCUGGCAGAAGUUUGUGAAUCCAAAGGAUGACACGCAUCCCAACCACCACGAUGUGGCCAUCUUACUCACCAGGUACAACAUCUGCACAAAAGCGAACGAGCCUUGCAGUACUUUGGGUCUUGCAGAAGUUGCCGGGAUGUGCCAACCACACAGAAGUUGCAACGUCAAUGAAGACACUGGCUUAGCACUUGCUUACACAGUAGCUCACGAAAUGGGACACAAUUUUGGUAUGGCUCAUGACGGUCCUCACAAUGGAUGCCAGGCCCCCUUCGGUGAACGGCAGCACGUGAUGUCACCACACCUCAAUUCCGACACCAGUCCUUUGGUUUGGUCCAAUUGCAGCAGAGAUGAAAUCACCAAGUUCCUCGACCGUGAUUGGGGCAACUGCCUGGAUGAUGAGCCCUCCGACCACGAGUUCUAUUUUCCCGAGUUGCCACCCGGGGCGAUGUAUGAUGCUCAUCACCAGUGCCGUCUGCAGUACGGGCCGGAUGCUGAACACUGCGAAGGAAUAGAGGAUGUGUGCCAAACGUUAUGGUGCCGACAAGAUAACAAGUGCGUUACACGAUUGGAGCCUGCUGCCGAAGGAACACUUUGUGACAGAAAUAUGUGGUGUCAGAUGGGCAGGUGCACGGAAAUCGGGGAGCGGCCAGAGGCCAUAGAUGGCGAGUGGGGACAAUGGGAGGCAUGGUCACCCUGCUCCAGGACUUGCGGUGCCGGCGUCAGCCUCUCUCAGAGACACUGCGACAACCCUAUGCCCGCUGGAGGUGGGCGUUAUUGUAUUGGGGAGCGGAAACGUUACAAAAUGUGCAACACCCAGCCCUGUCCAGAGAACAGUCCCAGUUUUCGAGCAGUACAGUGCAGCGCCUACGAUGACGUUCCUUACAAAGAAGAGCUACAUACUUGGCUACCUGUGGCGACACCUAUGACCCCUUGCCAACUACACUGCAAGCCCGGCGGAAAAUUCUUUUCGGUGAUGCUGUCCGACACCGUUGCGGAUGGCACGGAAUGCAACCCCGGCACAAGAGACGUUUGCAUCAACGGAAAAUGCCGACACGUGGCUUGCGAUUGGGCUAUCGACUCGGAGGCGCAAGAGGACCGGUGUGGGGUGUGCCAUGGCGACGGGACGCAAUGCCUCACCAUCAGAGGGAACUUCACGUUGCGUUUGGGAUUAGGUUAUGUGGAGGUGGUGGAGGUUCCGAACGGCGCACGCAACGUGCGGGUGGAAGAGAAAGAGGAGGCCAUCAACUACUUGGCGGUGCAGGGUGAGAAUGGAGAGUUCUACCUCAACGGCAGGUGGUUCAUCCAGUGGAGCGGGGAGUACAGAGCCGCGGGCACUACUCUUUACUACCAGAGAGAUGGAGAGAAAGAGACUCUGCACAUACCAGGGCCCACCAAAGAGUCCCUGCGCAUUUUGUUGUUGUACCAGACCGAAAAUCCCGGUCUUGUUUACGAGUACACGAUUCCGAACAGAAACGCCACUCGACAACCCGAGUUUCACUGGACUUAUGCCGACUGGACAGUUUGCUCCGCUUCUUGCGGUGGAGGGCACCAAUCCUCGAAACCAAAGUGCAUGGAGAAAGAAGCCGGUCUGGUGGAAGACAAGUAUUGUGAUCCUGCUACGAAACCACUUGAAAAGACCAGAGACUGCAAUAAGCACCAGUGUCCUGCGAAAUGGUGGACAGGACCCUGGCAGCACUGUUCGGCAAGCUGCGGUCAGCGCGGCAUCCGGAAGCGUACGGUCAUCUGCGUCCGGUCGCUGCACAGAGACCAGCAAAUCGCCCUGUUGGACGAAGAUUGCGAUGUAGCGCUCAGACCUCUGGACUCGGAGCCCUGCCCUUACAAGAGACCGUGCCAUGGAGAGAGAGAGACCUGGGCAGCAUCGCAGUGGUCGGACGUGUGCAGCGACGAACCGUGCAACUUCCAGAGCCGACACGUGUACUGCAGUCAACCGGACGGCCGCUGCAAGGAGGAGGAGAAGCCAACCUCCCGCAGGCCGUGUGCCAACCUCACAUGCGGAGUGUGGGUCGUUGGAAACUGGUCUCAGUGUUCAACCACAUGUGGAGAUGGCAUCCGCAAACGAAAUGUGACCUGCCGUGGAGGGUUGCAGUGCCAUCAGGCAACAGAGCCUCCCCAAACCGAGGAAUGCCACAAUAAGCCUUGUGCAGACUCCAACGAAGAUUCCAAUUUCAUCCCUGUAAAUGAGCCCGUACCGAAGAAGAAUGGGCACAAGCACAGACACGGGCAUGAACUGAAAUCUAGUUCCAAAAAAAGUUCAAGACCUAGAUUUGUUGCUAAAGAUAUUAUUCAAAUCCCCCUGGUGGAACUUGAAACAAACGAAGAAGACGAUGGCGAGGAUGAGGGCGAGAGCGAGGACCAACUGACUGACAACGAAAUCGGACCACCCGUCCUCCAGAAAGAGCCUGCUCUCAUCCCUUACGUCUUUGAAGACGACGAAAUGGAUCAGGAUGGCAGUAGAUAUGCCUGGAAAGUCAGCGUCUGGACGAAGUGCUCUAAUCGCUGCGAUGGAGGAUCGAGGAAGCGAGACGCCGUCUGUCUGGAUACCGUUUCGAAGCACGUGGUUGUCGAGGAACUUUGCGAUGCCUACAAAAGACCCGUCACUCUCGAAACUUGCAACACUGAACCCUGCCUGGACUGGAUAAUCUCAGAAUGGAGUCAGUGUUCUACCAAGUGCGGCGAAGGGGAGAUGCGUCGGGAGGUGAGUUGUCCUCGUGCACACCUUUGCAACCCUGAUACGAAGCCGGAAGAAGCGGCCACCUGUUCCCUCAGACCCUGCAUAGACUGGGUAGAUGGGCCAUGGAGUCAAUGUUCCACUACUUGUGGUGGGGGCGUUCAGAUCCGUCACGUGAAAUGCGUCAACCUGACAUCACAAAGUUCGGCUACCGGCUGCUCUCUGGAGAUGAAGCCCAAUCACAGGCAGCCAUGCAAUUUAGAUCCCUGUCCCGAAAACAAAGCAGCCCUGAGCGAGUGCCGGGACAAGAUGGAGAACGGGCUCUGCAAGUCUCUGCGUCACAUGUGCGGCACCUGGUACUUUAAAGAGAAGUGCUGCAUCACGUGCAGCCGAAAGAGCAGACCCCCUCGUCGGCAACGUCCACCGCAUCAUCACUCGUAGCACGCGAGACGCUUUCUUCAGUUAUACCGAUAGAUUCAGUUGCCUCGUAGUCAAAAACAAGAAGUCGCACCGAAACACGGGAGAGCAGAGCCUCGAUGCAGCUUGUGAUAUUUUCCAGAUGCGUUGAACAACCCAAAAUGAAAUUUUCCAUUUUGAUUAAAAUUAUUCUCUUUUCGA